AUGGUGACAGAAUACGUCAAUGAAAUCUUUGAUUACAUGAAGACCAUUGAACUGGAUUACAUCCCCAGUGGUGAUUAUAUCGACAAGCAUCCCGAACUAACGUGGCAGUCGCGGGGCAUUCUGGUGGACUGGUUGAUCGAUAUCCAUAGCAAAUUCCGUUUGGUCCCUGAGACCCUCUUCCUUGCGCAAAAUAUUGUCGAUCGUUUCCUUUCCCUACGGACAAUCAGUUUGACCAAAUUGCAAUUGGUCGGUCUCACUGCCAUGUUCAUUGCAGCAAAAUACGAAGAAGUCCUUUGCCCAAGCGUGCACAACUUCCUCUACCUCGCAGAAGGUGCAUACACGGAUGAAGAGAUUCUCAAAGCAGAACGAUACAUGUUACGAAUCAUCAAAUUCAACUUGAGCUAUGCAAGCCCAAUGAACUUUUUACGAAGAAUCAGCAAAGCAGACAAUUACGAUAUCCAAACCAGAACGGUUGCCAAAUUCUUCAUGGAGAUUUCACUUGUUGAUCAUAGACUGUUGGAACACCCUCCUUCGGUGAUUGCAGCAGCUGCAAUUUGGACAGCAAGAUUGGUAUUGGAACGUGGUGAAUGGUCACCCACACUUGUGCACUAUUCCAGUUAUUCGGUUGAAGAGUUGCUACCAACUGCCGAAUUGAUGGUGGAUUACUGCUGCAGA
Molecule: messenger RNA, 675 nt
Organism: Meira miltonrushii
Lineage: Eukaryota; Fungi; Basidiomycota; Exobasidiomycetes; Exobasidiales; Brachybasidiaceae
Exons: 1
Biological process (GO): G2/M transition of mitotic cell cycle; regulation of cyclin-dependent protein serine/threonine kinase activity
Cellular component (GO): cyclin-dependent protein kinase holoenzyme complex; cytoplasm; nucleus
Molecular function (GO): cyclin-dependent protein serine/threonine kinase regulator activity
Source: RefSeq, a predicted model, not a curated record